AUGUCAUUUUUAAAAUUCCGGCUGCUCUUGUGGAAAAACUUUCUGAUUCAAAAACGGAAACCAAUUGCAACAUUUUUCGAGAUAGGACUUCCUACACUGUUUUCAUUUAUUCUGAUGAUUUUACGUCUGCGAGUGGUGUCCACACCUCACCCAGACGUGACUCACUUCAGUCCCUGUGACUACACGAAGCUGAGACCACAGCUGAGGGUCCCCUUCAUCCUUGCUUACAGCCCUAAAUACAAUUUGACAGACAGAAUCAUGGAAAGAGUACAAACAACACUUAAUAUGAGUAAAGAGGGAUUCCCAGAUGAGGAGACAAUGGUAAACUACAUCACGCUGGUCAACAAUUCAGAUGGUCAGAAUAUCAACAAUUCUAAGGUGUAUCUGGGAGGAGUUGUCUUUGAUCAAGCUUUGAACACUGACAAUGGAACUGCACAGCUAAAGAACAAAGCAGCCUUUAAGAUAAGACUGAGCUAUGCACCACGGAUAACCUCAGACAACAUUGGCAAGAUCUCUUUCAGCAGUGACACCUCCUGGUCAACGGACCUGAUGUUUCCUCCUUAUCAAGUUGUUGGGCCACGAGAUGGUGAAUCUCCCUGUGGCAAUAACCCUGGUUACGAGAGAGAAGGCUUUUUAGCAAUCCAGCAAGCAGUUUUUAAUUCUCUGAUGUAUGAGUACGUGAAAGGGGAAGCUCAAGAGAAAUACAAUGCUACAGGCAUUUCCUUGAUCCGACAUCCAUACCCACCAUACGUAGAAGACAACUAUGUUCUGGUUCUGCAGCAGCAGUUUCCGCUGGUGGUCAUGUUAAGCUUUGUGGUCCUAGUGCUGGGAAUAGUGCGAGAUAUUGUUCUGGAGAAAGAGCGACGACUGAAGGAAUCCAUGAAGAUGAUGGGAAUCAAUAACUGGCUGCACUGGGUGGCUUGGUUUACAAAACACUUCCUGUUUCUCCUGAUAUCAGUGACAAUCAUGACCAUCUUCUACACUGUGAAACUGGAUGCAACCAAAGGGAGUGUUGUGGCACGGACUCACCCAGCCAUUGUGUUUAUUUACCUUAUAUGCUUCUCUGUGGCCACAAUCACCUUUUGUUUUGCUGUUAGUGUUUUCUUUGCUAAAGCAAACACUGCAGCAGCUGUUGGAGGGAUUUUAUUCUUUUGCCUCUACAUUCCUUAUUUCUUUUUACAAAGAAGAUACUCUUCAUUAACCUGGAUGUCAAAAGUUGUAGCAUGCCUGGACUUCCAAGUGGCCAUGUCAUUUGGAGGAACUCUGCUGGGAAUGUUUGAGGGAGUAGGAGAAGGCAUCCACUUUGACAACUUGUCUAAAGGUGUGUCUGUAGAUGAUGGCUUCUCAAUGCUGACAGUGCUGAUCAUGUUACUGGUUGAUUCUCUCAUCCAUUGCUUCAUUGCCUGGUAUGUGGAGGCAGUCUUCCCAGGAGAGUAUGGUGUGCCACAGCCUUUCUACUUUCUUUUUCUUCCUAGCUACUGGGGCUGCUGCAGAAAACAACCAGACAAAAGAAUUUUGGAUGAAACUUCAAGCGUGGGACAGAAUCCUGCCAUGUUUGAGAAGGAACCCACAGGGGUGAAUGUAGGAAUCAAGAUUAGAAAUCUGUGUAAGGUUUAUGGUACAGGGUCAAAGAAGAAAGUAGCUGUUGCAGGCAUGACACUGAAUAUGUAUGAAGGACAAAUCACUGCACUACUUGGCCACAAUGGAGCUGGCAAGACUACCACCAUGGCUAUGCUUACAGGAUUUUAUCCUCCAACUAGUGGAACUGCCCUAGUCAAUGGCUAUGAUAUCCGCCAUGAGAUCAGUGAUGUCAGGAACAGUCUCGGCCUGUGUCCGCAACAUGACAUCUUGUUUGAUAAUCUCACAGUGGAAGAACACAUGAUAUUCUUUGGAUUGCUGAAAGGGGUUCCCAAAGCAGAUGUGAUACCACAAUGCACAGAGAUGUUGACAGACAUGGAACUCUUCCCCAAGCUGAAGGCAAAAGCAAAAACCCUGUCUGGUGGCAUGAAACGGAAACUUUCUGUCUGCAUUGCUCUUAUAGGCAAUUCCAAGGUUGUGUUUUUAGAUGAACCAACAUCUGGCCUUGACCCCAAUGCACGGCGAAACAUUUGGACUGUGCUGCAGAAAAACCGGGCAGGAAGAACAAUGGUACUCAGCACACAUUACAUGGAUGAGGCAGAUCUGCUUGGGGAUAGGAUUGCCAUUAUGGCUGAGGGCAUUGUCAAGUGUUGUGGAAGCUCGCUUUUCUUGAAAAAGAAAUAUGGUGCCGGCUAUCACAUGGUUGUGGUCAAAGAUGGGAACUGCGAUGUCAAACAGAUCAUCCAACUUGUGAAGUCCCACAUUGGCCAGGCAGAACUAGAGAGUAAUGUGGGUGCUGAACUCAGUUUCAUACUCCCCCAGAGUUGUGUGUCCAGUUUUGAGGCGCUGUUCUCUGAGCUGGAACAGAGACAGAAAGAGCUUGGGAUAAGUAGUUUUGGAGCUUCAGUUACAACAAUGGAGGAGGUUUUUCUCAAGGUUGGUGAGUCAGUGGAUGUUCUGACCGAUAAUUCUCACAAGGCCAUCAACGGGUCAGCUGGCAAUGCUCAUAGCUCUUCUGAUUCAGAUAGUACGCCUUUAUUAAGUGCUGCUCACAAAGCAUAUGGGUCAAACAAGCACAGGACGGACAAUUUGGAUUCCAGCGGUGAAAACCACUAUGGCAGACCAGCGUCAUGUGCCUUAGACUUGAGUGACUGCAGUGACAUGUCGUCUGUUGUGGGUAUGUAUUAUCUGACAAAACGGUUUUCAAAGAACUAUGGAAUGUAUUUAUACAUUCAGCAGUUCAUUGCCAUGUUUCUCAAGAGAGUUCUACACACCCUGCGCAACAAACUGGUCACGAUAACCCAGCUGGUCAUACCCCUGUUCUUCACAGUCAUGGGCAUUGUAGUACUCAAAACUCUGCCGUCUGUCAAGGACUCUCCUCCGCUGCUGCUAACAGUGGAUGACUUUGGCGGCAACUAUAUCCCCUUUGCUGCAUCACCACUAGAACCUUCCAAAAUGGCAGAGCAGUAUGCACACCAGUUUCAACAUGUGUCUGCUGCACAUGUUGUCAAUGUCAAUCAUGAACCAGGUUUUGAGAACGACACAGAUCCCGCCAGAUACCUAGCUACUAAAGGCAUGGAGAGUAUUGGAGUCUACAACUUGAAAUACAUGGUGGCUGCAGGUUUCAACAGUUCUGCACAAGAACACAGUCCUAAAGCAACAGCAUAUUAUAACAACCAAGCCUAUCAUAGUAUUGCUAUUUCACUGGGUGCCUUGUUUAAUGGCCUGCUGCAGUAUUUUAGUAAUAGCUCAGAGUACAGCUUUGAAACCAUCAACCAUCCUCUGCCGAGGCUUACUGCAAAUAAGAUUCAAGAUGAGAGGGAUGGGAAGGACUUCACUGGUUUCACCCUAGGAUUUAAUAUUACCUUCGGCAUGGCUUUUCUAGCUAGCAGCUUUGUACUUUUUCUGGUCAAGGAGCGGUCAGUUAAAGCCAAGCACAUUCAGUUUGUCAGCGGAGUUCACCCUGUCAACUUUUGGGUGUCCACCCUGUGUUGGGAUCUCAUCAACUUCCUUGUUCCAUGCCUUUGCUUGAUUGCAACCUUCUUUAUAUUUUCUAUAACCAAUUUUACAACUGGCUCACAUUCUCUGCAGGUGCUAUUACUUUUCUUAAUGUACGGGUGGGCUAUGCUGCCGUACAUGUAUUUCUUGUCUUUUGCAUUCACUGUCCCAUCAACUGCCUACGUCUGGAUCACAAUGUUUAACAUACUGACAGGUGUGGCCACAUUACUUGUGGUGGUGAUUUUGACCAUACCCCAGAUUGGACUACAAGACGUAUCAAACAUACUUGAGUGGGUCUUCUUGGCUGUGUUCCCAAACUACUGCCUCUCUCAAGGAGUGUUUGAUUUCUACCAGAACUACCAGUACCUGAAUAUUUGCAAGCUGGCCUAUGAGUACAGCGGCUUUUGUCCCAUUAUGAAGCUGACAAAUCAGACAAACCCUUGCUGUCCAGACUUUUGUGGAGACUUCUGUUUGUACUACAACCAGAACUAUCUUGGAUGGGAGCAAGGUGGAAUUGGCAGAAUGCUCGUUUUUCUGACAUUACAAGGAAUUGUUAUGUGGGUCUUCAUAUUUUCUUAUGAAUAUGGAUUGCUGCAAAAGUUUGUCUACAAAUUGUCACCAGCCAAGCAGGUCAUACCAUCAGCAGCAAUGUAUACCUCACAACUCAGCCAUAACUUACAGGUGCAUGAAGAUGAGGAUGUGGCUCAGGAGAGAUACAGAAUUGAACAUUCUGACAGAUUAGAACUGUUGAGGUCUAACAAGUUAAUCCUAGAUGGCCUAACCAAGUAUUACGGCAACAUUCGAGCUGUCGACCAUCUCAGUAUAGGUAUCCCAGCAGGGGAAUGCUUUGGUCUCCUUGGUAUCAACGGAGCUGGCAAAUCCACUACCUUUAUGAUGCUGACAGGAGACACACCAAUAAGUAGUGGAGAGGCAUAUAUAGAUUCUUGCAGUGUAAAAACUCACAAACAGAUGGCUCGCAGGAAACUAGGCUACUGCCCGCAGUUUGAUGCACUGAUAGAUCAGCUAACUGGACGAGAGAUACUGACUUUGUUUGCCCGUCUUCGGGGAAUUGUAGAGAGUGAGAUACCAGAGGCUGUCAGUGACAUGAUGGAUGCACUUACACUGAUGCCACACGCUGACAAACAGUGUCGAACAUACAGUGGAGGAAAUAAACGGAAACUGAGCACAGGCAUUGCACUUAUUGGAGAUCCAGAUGUCAUAUUCCUCGAUGAACCAACAACUGGGAUGGAUCCAGUGGCUCGCAGAAUGUUAUGGAAAGUCCUCGCUGCAGUCAGAGAUAGUGGCAGGACCCUAAUAUUGACCUCUCACAGCAUGGAAGAGUGUGAAGCUCUGUGCACUCGUCUGGCAAUCAUGGUCAAUGGUCAGUUCAAAUGUCUGGGCAGUAUCCAGCACCUCAAGAACAAAUUUGGAGAGGGCUACACUUUCACAGCCAAAGUCGCCUAUCCUCCAGAUGGCACGGAACCUGACUUAAUACCCCUGCAGAACUUCAUCAACGCAACAUUCCCUAAAAAUAAGCUGACAGAUGUCCAUGAGAAUAUGGUCAAUUAUCACAUCACAGAUACUACUCUCACCUGGGCACAGGUGUUUGGUGAGCUGGAGCGGGCAAAGGAGAAGCUGAAUAUAGAAGACUAUCUCAUUAGUCAAACGUCUCUGGAACAGGUGUUUAUUUACUUUGCUCGAAUGCAGGACUCUAGUGAAAAUUUAAACCAAGGAUCAGGGAGUAUAUGUAGGUGUUGUUUAGCCUGGGUAGGUAAACUAUGUGCCUGUGGGGAUGCAGAACAAAGCAGAACUCAUAGCAAUGAAAGAGUGCCUUCACAAAUCAGAAUAUAA
Messenger RNA from Candidula unifasciata, 5427 nucleotides. NCBI's taxonomy places the organism in Eukaryota, Metazoa, Mollusca, Gastropoda, Stylommatophora, Geomitridae. The record is from the annotation of a GenBank genome assembly.